Molecule: messenger RNA, 1884 nt
Organism: Phycomyces blakesleeanus NRRL 1555(-)
Lineage: Eukaryota; Fungi; Mucoromycota; Mucoromycetes; Mucorales; Phycomycetaceae
Exons: 11
Coding region: 1-1884 (627 amino acids)
Biological process (GO): positive regulation of DNA-templated transcription
Cellular component (GO): mediator complex
Molecular function (GO): protein binding
Source: RefSeq, a predicted model, not a curated record
AUGGUUGAAAUUACAAUAACAAAACGACGACGAGUAGAACCCACCCAAGCAUGUUCUAAUUUCGCGCCUGAUUCCUCGGCACACUACCCUCUCGGAUGUCUCUAUUCCAGUUUAGCUUACAAACAGACACCUGAAUGCCUAUCGUCUGACAGUCAAGGUGCAUUUGUAAUUACAUCACCUCAACCAAAUCCAGCAUCCAUAGAUGUAAUCACCGGCGAUGUGUUCUUGACGGAGUCUACGAAAACCACAGUAUACAAAACACCAAUGCGGAUUGUAGAACAAUACCAUCAAAAGCAUAUCAUCACACAUGUAAAAUGGCACCAAAAUGGGACAUUCCUAGCAACUGCAGACGAAAUAGGAAAGAUUGCAGUGUGGAAUCUGGAGGGAUCAGUGGACCGUUGGUCAUUAACAUAUGAAAUCGAUCUUCAUCAACCUCUGGCUGCUCUAAUUUGGCUUCGGUCUGAACGUUCGCAUACUGGCUCAGAAGAAAUACGAAAAGAUCGAGUAUUGGGUCCGAGAAAUCCAUACGGUCAACUUGGAUUUGUAGCGGUUACAGUUUAUGGUGAAAUUAGCGUGCACUAUCAGCGCAACGGUGAGAUAUUUUCCACCUUUUCCACCAUGUUGCCAAAAUCAGGCAGACGAGAAAUAGGAAGGCCAGAUAUGGGAUGCUUUGGAAUGGCUCUAUCAGGUUUAGAUGCGUGGCAGAGGAUAUCUCAUGCUUCCAUGGUAUUUGAUAAAGAUGGAACAAUUUGUCUUGCAACGUAUUAUUCUUCGGUACAGCCCAAAUAUGUCCAAUUGUAUAAAAUCAGCGUUAAUUUCCCUAUAAAAGGUUGUCAAGAAGCUAUUAUAUGUCAAACAAUUACAAAAUUAAGAUUAUCCCUUCCUCUACUGGAGAAUCUUGCAAAAGAGAUUUCUGAUCCUGAUUAUGCCGUUACGCAAAUAUUGCUUUCACAUAAAAACAAUAAUCUUCAGCUGUCAGUUGGGCUCGGAAAAAAGACAGUAGACACAUUUGACGCUUAUUUCGGAAGGUGGCAGCUAAGAAGAGUGGGACAGGCACAUAAUAUUACUUCUAGUAAAAUUUCACACACAGAUCGACAGGAACUAAGUUGUAUUCAAGGGUUCGCUAUAAAAGGCCGAUUUAUUACAUCAAUUUCAUCCACAAACAAUGGUGCCAUUGCUCUUGGCCUAUCUGAUGGAAGUACACACUUAGAAUAUCGUACAAAAGGUGAUUUCAGCUUGUUAAAAAUUACACCCGAUACGAAGGAAAAUGAUAAAUCCUGUGGACCUGGAUUUUGGGAGGUAACAAAUCCCCAGCCGUUUAAAGAAAAGUGCUCAGAUACGAUUUUAACUAUUAAAUUUUCACCGCAUGAGACCCACAUGCUGUACCUAUUUUCAUCCGGAAAACUGGGAAUAGCACGCGUCACAGAAGAAUACACCACUGUUGAAUCUAUGAAGAAUGCCAUUUGUGUUAUCGAACAAAUGCUCAAAUUGAGCUUACUUAAUAAUACGGAUAAGCUUGAUCUUACAACUGAGCUUGUACGGCUAGGUAAAGUGCCUGAACACAAAGAUACUCCUGAAAGGGUUGUUCUUGAAACUUUGGUUGCCUAUGAGACCUAUUGUAAUCAGGGAGAUAUUCGAGUCUUUUCCUUUGAACGCAAAAAAGAGAUCUUGGAAAUCCCUGUUAAAAGAUCCGAAGAGUGGUGUCCUACACAAAUGGGUAAUGCGUUUGGUCUUGCAAUGAGCACAUUCAGAAUUAUGCCAGAAAAACGUAUACAGUAUAAGAACCUUAGUAAAGCUAUCCAGCUACCUGUGAUUCUUGAAUGCUUUGUAGCAAGUUGCACAUCAGAAAGGAGUGUUGUUUCAGAUAUUCUUGGUGAGAAUUAA